This is a messenger RNA of Larimichthys crocea (large yellow croaker), 3128 nucleotides long. It is a transcript of the gene selenon, whose product is annotated as selenoprotein N. Gene Ontology annotation, cellular component: endoplasmic reticulum membrane. The record is from RefSeq and is a predicted model, not a curated record. Gene Ontology annotation, biological process: calcium ion homeostasis; skeletal muscle fiber development. NCBI's taxonomy places the organism in Eukaryota, Metazoa, Chordata, Actinopteri, Sciaenidae. The transcript is spliced from 12 exons.
AAGGCUCGCUUGACGCGCUCCGGUCCAGAUGGUUGUGGGCUUGAUGUGGAGGAAUAAGAAAUCUAGCUAACGUUUCACAGCUGCUGCCAGCGAGUGUGACGGCCGGAAAAGACGCGCGGUCCCCGGCUUGGAAGAUAACAGAACAGCCGGGACACUUUAAGGAGGGGAGAAACUUUACACUAACCGUUUUUUGGAGGUGGUGGGGGACGUUAUCCGACGGCAAUGCCCUCGUCUAAAUAGCUGUCGUGGAGGUCGAGGAUGGCCGCAGACGUGGAUAAAAAACCCACCGAGGAUGGGAGCAGAAUUACGCCGCAGAGUGAGCACCGGAGCCCGGGCUCUGGAUCCUGGAUCUCCAAGGCGCUGUGGACUCUACUUGUAGUCGGUGCCGUGCCUCUUCUCGCCUUUGGGAUCAAGUAUUACCAAGAUGCCCAGCUCCUGAAACGUCAUGAGGAGAGUAUCCGGACUCUGGGUGCCGAGGGGCUUUUUCUCUUCUCCUCCUUGGACACUGACCACGACCUUUAUCUCAGUCCGGAGGAGUUUAAACCCAUUGCAGAGAAACUCACAGGAAUUACACCCCCGGUGGACUUUGAGGAGGAAGUGACCCAUGAUCCCAAUGGAGAGACUUUAAUCUUGGAGGCCAAAAUGCAGCCGCUGCUGCUGGACUCCAUGACAAAGAGCAAGGAUGGUUUCCUUGGGGUGUCUCACAGCUCUCUGAAUGGUCUGCGCUCCUGGAAGAGCCCAGCAGUGCCUUCGUCUUCCUUCUCCGCCAGCCAGUUCAGGGCGUUCCUGCCCCCAAAGAACAAGGUCGACGUGGGAGACACGUGGUGGGUGAUUCCCAGCGAGCUCAACAUCUUCACCGGGUACCUGCCCAACAAUCGGUACCACCCGCCGUCGCCGAAGGGCAACAAAGAGGUUCUCAUCCACUCCUUGUUGAAUAUGUUCCACCCUCGGCCCUUCAUCAAAUCACGUUUUGCUCCUCAGGGCACAGUCGCCUGCAUUCGUGCCAGCAACGACUUUUAUUAUGACAUCGUCUUCAGGAUUCACGCAGAAUUCCAGCUCAACGAUGUUCCAGACUUUCCCUUCUGGUUCACCCCGGGCCAGUUCACUGGCAACAUCAUUCUGUCUAAAGAUGCGUCUCACGUCCGACAUUUCCAACUCUACGUCCCCAAUGACAGGUCUCUGAAUGUGGACAUGGAGUGGCUGUAUGGGGCCAGUGAGAGCAGCAACAUGGAGGUGGACAUCGGAUACCUGCCACAGUUAGAGCUGCAGUCCACAGGCCCAUCCACUCCCUCCGUCAUCAUGGAUGAGGAGGGCAAUAUCAUCGACAGCCGAGACGCCAGCCGCGAGCCGAUCCAGUUCGUCUUUGAGGACAUCCACUGGACCUCAGAGCUCAGUCGGCAAGAAGCCACUCGCCGGCUGGAUGUCACUUUCUACCCCUUCAAGAGGGUGUCCUACCUGCCUUUUUCAGAGGCCUUUGAACGAGCUGAAGCAGAAAAUAAACUGGUGCAUUCCAUUCUGCUUUGGGGAGCAUUAGACGACCAGUCCUGCUGAGGUUCGGGGCGAACUCUCCGGGAGACCGUCCUGGAAAGUUCGCCCGUGCUGGCCCUGCUCAACCAGAGCUUCAUAAGCAGCUGGUCUCUGGUCAAAGAGCUGGAGAACAUGCAGGCUGAUGAGCAGAACCGCAAGUUGAGCGAAAAGGCUCGAUUACACCUGGAGAGUUACAACUUCCCUGUGGAGAUGAUGGUGGCCCUGCCUAAUGGAACUAUUGUCCACCACAUCAAUGCCAACUACUUCCUGGACCAGACGUCCAUGAAACCAGAGGAGGAAGGAGCAACUUUCAGCUUCUCCGGUGGGUUUGAGGACCCUUCCACAUCCACUUAUAUCAGCUUCCUGAAGGAAGGCUUGGAGAAAGCCAAGGAGUAUCUGGCACAGUAAUAUGUGUGUGGAGGAAACGAUAGUCAUUCCUCUGGAAUUAAAGAUAAGCAAACCCCUCCAACGAUUAAGUAGAGAAGCUUUCUCAUCGGUGUUGGCAGCUGAAAACUUUCUUGCCUUCUAUCCUCUUUCCUACUAUUUAUUUCGGUGUCUGUCUUGGUCAGAAAAUUUUCUAUACGGUAUUUGUAUUUUGACAAACAGUCCACAGAAAUGUACUACAGGGAAAUAUUGCUUCUUUUAAUGAGAUACAAAUGCUUUGCACACUGAGCAGCAGCAGGUACGUAAACACAUCUAGAGCUGCUCUCUCUGCUUUUAGCUGCUGAUUAACGUUGACAGAUCAAAGCAUAAAUGCACCAUACUGCACCGAAACAUGCUAUAUCUCUCUCUUUUUUUAAAAAUAACCUGGUGUUGCAUGUGCAAUAUUUGACUGAGAGUUUUUGUGCUGCCGAGCGUACCCAGAGACGGAGUCGGUGCAGUUGUUGCCUUUUUAGUGUCUCAGCCGUUUGUGAAGACUUUGCCUGAAAGCCCUCUAUGGGUUGGGCGACGCCUGAUGUUAUUGCUGAGGCUGCUGGAGGGAACACCCUUCUCUGACUCAUGGGGACGACAGCAGCAGGAAACUCUUUAAACUGGACUGUGGCACAUAAAAAAAUACAUUUUAGUUUUUCUGUAUUAUGAGUUUGAAACCAAAUGUUGAAUAUUUUGCAGAUUUGUGACCACACCAAAGAACAUUUGUUUUUAAUAUGUACGGUGGUCGCAUGCAGCUAGAACAGCUGCUGAGCCAAAAAAAAAAAAAACCUGAUAGGUCGGUCGCCACUUGGUUCAUAUUCAUGCAUUAUGUGUUAUUAUGUGGCCAUGUGGUCAUAUGUUUGCAAAUAUGUUUGAUUCCUGAGAAGCACAUGAUACCGUGUACUGUUGUUAUCCUCUUUUAGGCUCCAGUCAGAGUAAUGUGUUAGUUAGACAAGAGGAAAUCUUUGAGGUUUUAAGAAACAAAAGUGACAAUCUGGACCUACUAUUGGAUAUUUCUUGCACAAUAUGUCUCUUUUUCUUUUCUUUUUACCUUUUCCUGUCAUAUAAGAAGUUUCAUCUUCCAGUUUGUUUUUACUGUGAAAUGCAAAAACACAGGGGUCAAGAAUAGUGAUUUUUUUAAAAGUAACGGUAAAAUUUGAGAUUACAACGACUGAAUGCAACCCUGGAAA